Molecule: messenger RNA, 555 nt
Organism: Trifolium pratense (red clover)
Lineage: Eukaryota; Viridiplantae; Streptophyta; Magnoliopsida; Fabales; Fabaceae
Product: probable WRKY transcription factor 17
Exons: 3
Coding region: 1-555 (184 amino acids)
Biological process (GO): regulation of DNA-templated transcription
Cellular component (GO): nucleus
Molecular function (GO): transcription cis-regulatory region binding; DNA-binding transcription factor activity
Source: RefSeq, a predicted model, not a curated record
AUGAAAUUCCAUAACAAAGAUACAAUACUAGAAAUCACUUCUCAAAGCUUAAUCUCACUUAACAAGCUCACCAAUGUUCUUACACCACAACCCUCCGUAGCACACUUGAAAAAACUCUCCAAUUUACUCAACCGCACUGGUCAUGCUCGUUUUCGCCGUGCUCCGGUGGUUCCUCAACCUCCACCACCAAUGCCACCACUUCAUAUUCAACCUCAACCUCCUCGACACCAACGUUUAACUCUUGAUUUCACAAAAACUAAUAUUUUGAAAUCUAACCCUAAAUUAUUGUCUCUGGAUCGUGAAUUCCCUAAAGAUACGUUUAGCGUUUCAUCUAACUCUAACAAAUGUCACCGCAUGAAAGAGAGGAAAAUUAGGAUUCAGAGAACGGUGAGAGUAAUGGCGCCAAUAAAUGAUAAUAUCGCCGAUAUACCAGCGGAUGGAUAUCAAUGGAGAAAAUAUGGGCAAAAAUCAAUAAAGGGAUCACCAUAUCCAAGGGGAUAUUAUAAGUGCACUACGGAAAAUGGUGUCCAGCUAGAAUAUUUAUGUGUAGUUUGA